Melanotaenia boesemani (Boeseman's rainbowfish) is the source of this 6421-nucleotide messenger RNA. RefSeq names its product mucin-2. Lineage: Eukaryota; Metazoa; Chordata; Actinopteri; Atheriniformes; Melanotaeniidae. Gene Ontology annotation, biological process: positive regulation of actin filament bundle assembly. Gene Ontology annotation, cellular component: nucleus; Z disc; actin cytoskeleton. Gene Ontology annotation, molecular function: actin binding. Bases 1120 to 4635 code for a protein of 1171 amino acids. The transcript has 4 exons. The record is from RefSeq and is a predicted model, not a curated record.
UACAGGUGAGCAGCAUGACCUAACCAGCACGCACUGGACAGGAAGGAGCACCGAAUCCUGGACUUUUAUCUGUCACUGCAAAGCUUUGACCGCUGCACACUUGAUCACCUGCAGCCUGUUAUAUUUAUCUUCAGAGGGACAGAAAAACGAACACAGAGAAUGUUUAGAUAAUGGACCGUGGCUUGCCAUCUACUUGAAAACUACUUCAGACUGACUGAACAACCACAACAAAAUAAAAAUCUAAAUAGUGAAGAAUUAGAGCUAAUUGAUGAUAAUCCUUAGCUGCAGUGUCUUAAUAUUUAUGAAGACUACCACAGAAAAGAAAUAAACUUUAUUCCUUAACUAUGUUUGAUAAAAACAGAAGUGAACUCUCCUGAUUUUAGAAACUGAAUCUGCAAGAGAAACAAGCAGGAGACGAGAAUAAAGCAGCUCUGACUGAGUGCUUUUGAACACUGAAUAGAAAACAGUCUCUGGACUGACCUUUUCCAGAGUGAAAUGUUAUUCCUCACAUGCACCUUAACAGCAGGAAGCCUCCAUAUGCACAGUUCCCUUUCACGUCACUGUAGACUUAUGAUCUCUGAGAUAAAGUGCAGAUCCUUUUCUUUGAAAGAAAAGUAAUCUGUGGGCUGCAGACUGAGAUGCAAACAAAAACCAUGUUCUGGUGACCAAAAAUAGAAAAAGGAGGAAGAAACACUUCUGGGAAAGAAAAAUAGAGUGCUAGGGAGUUACAAAUAGAGAAAACUGGACAGUUUCUCAACCCUCUUUGAGAGUUUCAACAGAGCACAACAAACUUGAGCAAUUUUAUGGCUGUUUUCCAUGGGAACUCAUCCAAGGCACAUCGGAGCUGACCCUCCUGGGAGGUCCAGAUUGACUAAGAAUAAUACUUCACGAGGAACAAAGUGAAAGCACACUUCUUCAGUCAAAUUUCAGCUGACUGCGGGGCAACUUUUGGAAGGAUUACUAUUGAAAGAGGAGCCAUGCCUGGAAGCAGCAACCUGGAACUCUGAGCUGCUUCUAUUCCUUGUCCUUUAGGUGUUUUAUUUAAACAUAUUCACCGCCUACCACUAAGGAGUAAAACAGACAGAGGAAAGAGACAGAAGCAUCUUAUUGUGCUGAGUGAUGGAAAAGGGACACAUGUCCAUCAGGAGAGGGGUGAGCUGGAGUCCAGGAGGACUGAGAAAACCUCUCCAACUAAGACAAGAUAUGCACACCCCUGAGACAGACCACAACACAUCAUGGGAGAAGACUGGAUUAAACAAAGAGCACAUGAGCCGGAAAACAAAUCUGACCAGGAGUGCCAGUUUAUCAGAGAAGGAGCUGAAGGAGGCACGUGUGAGAAGUCAGAUCAUCGCUGCUCAGCUCACCAUCCCUUCCAACUCCAGCUCCAAGGGUGUGCAGCUCUUCAACAGGCGUAAGCAGAGAGUGAACGCCUUCACACUCGAAAGCUGUGGACAGGGGUCUGAAGAGGUCAAAGCUGAGAAUGGGAAAAGCCAUCUCUUGUCCAGCAAACUAACAUGGACCGAAAGGAGCAGUGAGGAAAAGGAUAAAGACCUGAACUUUAAGAACAACAAGCCACUCAUCUCCCCACCUAUAAGUGUGUGUUCUGCUGGUGAUAUCAUGGAUGAGCCGGAAAAGGAUUUCCACAAAGAAGAAGACAUGGAAAAUAAGGUUAUCCAAGAGAGACAUUUCCUCCCUGUCAAAGAGGAGGAGGAGGAAGAGGAAGAGGGAAGAGAUGUAAUUCAUGACGAGUUAGAGGACAACAUUAAGCAUGAAACUCCUCUGGGAAACAAUAACACUGAUCCAGGCGUGAUGGAACAUGCUGAAAGGGAGGCUGAGACAAAUGGGGGCCACACACAGCCAGUUCCUGUUGGAAAUCUUCUUAAUGGCUGUCACAGCACCUCUGGGCCUGAGAGGGUGUCUUCACCCUCAUCCAAGCAGACGACCACCAUCACAAAUAGGACUGCCAGGCCCUUUUUCUCACCACCCACAGUGCACUCUCCAGAGGCAGUCAGUCCUGUCAUGGACAUCCCACCUCCUCCGUCUUACUCCACUCCUUCCCUCCCUGCUUCCACUGUGACUCAACCUGUGAUGUUCUCACCUCCACCUCCGCCUCCGUCAUAUCCCACACCUCCUCUGCCAGCCUUCACGAACCAUCCCCCACGGGGCUUCUACUCAAGUCCACCUCCAAUGUCUCCUGCCACGUCCCCCUCCUCUCCUCCACCAUCCCACUUCCCUGUUUCUCAGUAUCCACCCAUGCCCCACUGUGGCCCUCCCAUAGCACCAAAGCCCUCCACCUUUGUUCCUCAGCCUGCUGGAGAGAAGAAGCUGAUAACAGCGAUCAAAACAGGAAUACUUGAAGAAAGUGCCGCCAGGAGGGCUAGUAGAAAGGCAAUGUUCACAUUCAAAGAGAAGCCAGUGGUAGCUCCAAACCCUGAACUGCUCUCGCUGGUGCAAGGGGUGGAUGAAAGGAAGAAACAUGGACUAAGAUCUGUGCCAGAGCCAGCAUCAGAAGAGGAGCUACUGGCUCUGGGUGCAGAGGCCUCCAAUUUCCUUGCCAAAGAAGAGGACAGGGCGGAGGGAGCAAAUGCUCCAGAGUGGGCCUCCUGUCUCAAGAGCUCAAGAACCCGACCAAGGACGGAGCACCGGCCAGAGCAGAAUCUCUCCAAUGUGUCUGGAAAAGGGGCUGAGCUGUUUGCCAAGCGGCAGUCCAGGAUGGAGAAAUAUGUUCUUGAGAAUCAGAAUGCAGGAAAAAUUAGGUCACCCUCCCCUACGAUGUCUCUGCCACCAUCUUGGGUUUACCCAUCAAAUAUGCCUGGAAGGGUGAAAGCCAUUGCUAAAAACUCUGACAUGAGCGCUCAGCUUUCACAGAAUCUAAAGGCCCAACAAGCAGUCAAACAAAAACCACAGCCCAAAGCUGCUCUGCCAGAGACGGUUCCAGAACCGCCUCCUUUGGAAAAUGGUUGCUCCAAGAUAGAAAUGGACCUCUCAAGGCACCGACCUUACCAGAUUAACUCUUCCCUCUUCACCUUUAACCCAGCUAAAGACCCAAUUAGUACCCUACCCAGAGGAGCACCACAGGCCAAGAGCAUUAUUCCCACCCAUACUUACUCCAGACAAACUUCUCUGCCUAACAACCCUCCAUCUCACUUCAGUACCCACAGCAUGUCUCCUCAAAUGCCUCUUAGUCCCACAGGAGCAUCAGAUUCAGCUUCUGGACAUCCAAGAAUCAGUUCUCCUAUGACUGCCUUUUCUCCAGAGCGAGUAUCCUCUCCUCGGUCGGGAGUACAGGCACCAAGGCCCACGUUUUCUGCCAAGAAGGCAGGAAUUAUGCCACAGGCAUCAAAGGAGUCCUUCCCUGGUGAAAUUCCCAGUAAGACACCCACACCAAUCAGCACACCCAGUCUCACCAGACGUAUCAGCAGCCCAGAUGGCCCAACCAGUGGAAUCUGGACCUCCAGCCCGCAAACAAACCGAGCUUCCACCACCAUCAGCGGCUCUAUCCGCUCAGUCAUUUCUCCUGUGACCUCUCCUAGCAGUACAAGAUGCCAGUCACCUAUGAUUGGUCAGAACAUCCAGUGUCCCACUGCUGCCUCCACUUCUACACCUAGACCUUCCCAAAUGGCUGCAGUCACCUCUCCAUGCUCUCCUCCUUGGGGUUCAAGAUGCCAGUCUCCAAUGCUCAAUCAACCCCCCACCACGUCCUCCAUCCCUGCUUUCACACCACUCGAAAUCUCUAAAACUCAUUAUCCUCUUUCUCCUCCUUGGGGUGCACGAUGCCAGUCUCCAAUGGUGAGCCAGAACAAGUCCUCCACUACUGCCUCUUUUUCUGCUACAAGACCCUCCAGAACAUCUACAGCCACUUCCCCAUGCUCCCCUCCUUGGGGAUCAAGAUGUCAGUCCCCAGCAGUGUGCCAGAAUAUCAAGUCUUCCACCAUUUCCUCUGGUUCUACAUCCAGACCCUCCCAUACGCCUCCUUGGGGAUCAAGAUGUCAGUCACCAUCAGCAAGCCAGAAUAAACAGUCUUCCACUUUCUCUAUCAACACAUCCAGACCAUCCCCAACAUCUACAGGCACAUCUCCUUCUGGUGCACUAUGCGGCUUACGUUCCCAGUCACCUGCACUCUUUCAAAGCAAUUCUUCCUUUCCUUCCACUAAACCUCUAUACACAUCCUCUGCCACCUCUCCUCCCCCACAACCAAAAGACAGUUGUUGCAUGUCUCCCAUUGUUAAUAAUCUAGACUCUAAAACCAACCAUCGGCUUCUGGCAAAAAAUAUUAUCAAUGCAGCCAAACGUAAAAACAGCCCUUCACCUGGUGCACUGAGUGGUCACAACCUCCCCAUCUCACCUGUGGGAAACGCCAACCAUGACUGGCACAAACCACCCAUCAGCCACUUCCAGUCACGAGCAUUGGGGGCACAGUCUCCUACUUUCACCAGUCCUCCUCCCACUCCCACUCAGAGAAUCUGCUCACCUGUGCGGCUCUACAACACCCGCUCUCUGACCGACUCGGACGCCUCUGUUGAGUCUGAAGACUCAGGCCUUCGGUCGCCUGGCCUGCACUCCUACAACACCUGCCCCCGCGGCUGGGGUGGGAGCCUGAGGGUCAAGAGAAGCACCGUCUCCACCGACCUGUGAGAGUGUUACUGUGUGUUAAAUAAGAAAGAAAAUUCAGUUUUCAUAGACUUUUGUGGCAUUGAAUCACCCAGAGGAAGAGUAUCUGGUAAAGUUUUAGAAGAGUUACCUUUCCUUUAUGUUGCCUGCUGAUCCUAGAUCACGGUAAAUGUUGUACCAAAGUAGUUUUCGUAUUUCUUUUGGCUCACAGGCCUAGUAUAGACUGACAAGAACAAGCUUUUUAUAAAACACAGUUGCUGUGGCUUGUACGCUUCUUACAUACCAAAGAGUGCAACAUAACUAAAGACAAUGAAAUUCAUUUUAAAAUAGUAUGAUACUUUUUACACCUUUACCACAAACAAACCUUCAGCACAACAUAUUUGAUUAAUCAUAUAUGAAUGAUUAUAUUUGUUGGUCUGAUACAAGUCAAAAUGGGAAAAAAAUUUAAGGCAUUAAAGGGACGCCUAAAACAAGAAGGUUCAAUGGACUGUUCAGUUCUUAGUUUGAGGCAUUCACAUUGUGUUGUUUUAAUAUAACAUAAAAAUGACUAUACAGUCAGUUCAUAAUGAAUACUGAUUCCUUAGUUUCCAUCACAAAAACACAGCAAUGCCACUCGUAUCGUUAUACACAGUAAAGGAAUUCACCAGUUCAUUUUAAUCAGUGUAAAUUAAUCAAAUUCACAAUGAUCACAGUGCAAUAAUCACUUUAACACAAUGUAUAUAUAUAUAUAUAUAUAUAUAUGUUGCUCUACAAACUGAACUUGAUUUAAAUGAAUGUAAGCUUUACAGACCAAUUCAGACAGAAGGACAGAAAAGAGGGGAGUGCUGAACAGGAAGCGCUCUGCGGAGAUUAAAACGCCUUUUCCAUCAAGCACUGCGGACAUGCUUCAAGAGGAAGUUUUCAUAGUUGUUGUAUUUUGUGUGCUUGUUUUGUUGCUUGUAAUGGUGGCCAAUAGUUAUGACCUUUGCAUCAGCGACAUCUUUGUUGAGGAGCAGACUAAAAGACUGGUCUUUUACAAAGAGCCUGUCUGGAUGCGGUUUGGAAGCAAAAGUGAAUGUUACAGAAGCAGAGAGGUGUAAGAAGUUGAAUUUUUAUGUGGAAUACAAGGGUUAGAAGAACGUUGUGUGUUGUGAAGUGUUUGCCAGACAGACCAGAAUGGUAUGUUUUCCAGUCACAUAUAAAACUCUAAUGUGUUGUCUCUGCAACCUCUGUUCUUUUUCUACUUGAUUUGCACUUGUCAUUCCAUUUCAAUGACUAACUUGGCAUUGUUAUAAACUUGAUUUGCUCAUAUAGAUAAAUCAAAUAGAUAAAUGUCUUGUUUUACUGUCAGACUUACAACUUGUAGAGGGCUGGAAAAAAAAUGCAACGUGUUGACAUAAAAUUUGCAAUGACCUGCAAACGCCAACCGCUGCCACAACUUUCUGUUUCAACAGCAGAAUCUCAUUACACCAUUCCCACCUUGCCCUGUCUUGCACCAGCACAACAGAUCAUUCCCCGACACGCCGGCCAAAAGCAUCAGCACAUUGCUAAAUAUUUACUCUGUGUAUCUUUUGAGUGACAGGAACUCCUGCUACUUGGUGAACUUGCUCCCUCAGCAGGAUUAAACCUAUCACUGGCAUGGAUUGAUUUCAGCCUGGGUCAUCUCUGGACAAAGUACAGACAUCCUCAAACAUAAAAAAAGAAAUAAUUAAUGUUAAAGUUUCCAGCAUGUUUUAUGAUUCUAUGACUGCAUUUGAAUGAUUCCACUCCUGUUUCAUCCUUUAACUGUAUGAUUGCUGAAUUAUCUGAUGCAAAAUAAAACAUCUAUGAG